AUGAAAGAGGCCGCGUCCGCGACUGUGGCAGCGUCACCAGCGCCGGCCUACGAGUCCGUCUUCGUUUUUCUUAGCACACUGGCGGAGUGGCUCAAGCAUGCGCGGGAGCGCCUGACGUGCCGAGAUGAAGUCGGCCGCCACGCCACUGUCGUGGAGGUUCUCACCCACCAUCACGAACGCGCGUAUGGACGACUGGCAGAAUUCGUAUGGCGCCAUGCAGCUGUUAUCAGCGACGUGGGCACAUCGCUUUUCCCCUCCGCUGCUGUCGAGCUGACGGCGUGUGUGCUGCUGCGCCUCCUCCUCCUCCUCCUUGCGUGGUGGAUGCUGCUGCGGCUGGUGCGCACAACCACCGCACCUCGCUUGCGCGCUCGCCAGAUCGCAGUGCAUCCUCACAUGCAUCAGCCAAAGUGCAUCGGCAAUGCGCAAGCUGUGGAAGCGUUUAUUCGGCCCGACGCCGCCCAGCGCGGCAUCAACACCACACUGCUGUGGACUGUCAGUGCCUGCGGGCUAGUGGCAUGCGUGCUUAUCCUGGGUCUGCUUACAAUGCAUAUAUGGAUGGAUGUGGUGUUGUGGCGCUUGCUCGAGCGCUGGUUCAGUCCACUGUGGCAGGCGCAGGCUUGGGUGUCGUCGCGUGCGUUGUGGACCUCUAACGACUCGUGGCAGGGAUCGCUGCGAGCAGCUGCCGCCCCCAUAAUAAAGCACUACACAUCUUCUUUCUUUGGUGUUGCUUCUGAGUGCCAUUUACACUUGCUCAGCAGCUUUGCGUGGCUGCGUCGAGUGACCCAGCAGGUGAAAAUGGUCUACCUUUGGGGUGUGAUAGGAGGAACCGUGUUGGGGGUGGCGCUUUGGCUGCUUAGCUACGCCUCUAGGCUACUGCGGAACUACAACGAGAGUCUGCCGUACUUCGAAGAGAACGACCCUCUACUGUGCUGGCUGGCUCAGCAAGAAGCCGAGGCCACCCAGCAGCGUAACAAUGCGGCGCUUGUCGCUCUUCUGGAAAGCCAACGUAGGCAAGAGCGGGUAAUGGAGAGGCUGACGAGCUCAUUGACGCCCGCAGUUCAAGAGCAGCAGCAGUCUCUCUCAGUGGCGAAAAAGAGAGAAAGCCCACAGCGCCUGGAAGACAACGCCACCAACGCGGCGACGGCAAAUGACACCAAAAGCGGACGCCCCCUGUUCGACGAUGAGACAGCUGCAGCCAAAACAAGCGCUGUGACCAUUGCCACAGACGGCAGCGAUGACUGCAGUGCAGGAAAGUCACGUGAGGGAUCCGGACCUUUGUCUUCUAACGUGUUGACCGCCGCCUUCGAAGAAGCAGUGGCGGCAGCUUCAGCGACGCGAACUAAAGGAACAACGGGCACUAGCUGUCAAACAGCACCGCAAUCGGAGGAAGCUGAGGCAGCAACAGCAGCCACAAUGUCGCAGACAGAAAGAGAAGAGAGCCCUGGAGUCUAG
Messenger RNA from Leishmania braziliensis MHOM/BR/75/M2904, 1452 nucleotides. RefSeq lists its product as hypothetical. The transcript has a single exon. Lineage: Eukaryota; Euglenozoa; Kinetoplastea; Trypanosomatida; Trypanosomatidae. Bases 1 to 1452 code for a protein of 483 amino acids. The record is from RefSeq and is a predicted model, not a curated record.